AUGGGAAAGAAAAAGAACUCCAAGGCAUAUUCGGAAGAAUUAACAGAUACCACCAGGCCGCUACUAGAGUUUAGAUAUGGCAAUCCUCUCUUUGCGAUUGCAUGCCACCCAGAACAGUCAGUUAUCGUUAGCGGUUUAGCAACUGGCCACAUGUUCUGUCAUAAGUACAAUGCAGCAGAGCUAAAAGAAGCACAAUUAAAAAGACUACGGAAGCAUGAUGCCGGUUCUAAAGACGAUAGGAAGAAGUUGUGGGAAGUUGUGGAAGUGCCGGGCGUGGAAACUAGUGGCGUUUCUUUACUCUGGACUACGAAGCGGCAUAAGGGAAGUGUUCGAUGCAUUUGCUUUGAUGCAGAUGGAACACAUAUCUAUUCUGUUGGUACAGAUAAUGUCUUGAAAAAGGCCGAUACAUUAACAGGGAAGGUCGUGAAGAAAUGUGUGCUGGACCCUGGCCAGAACGUCAAAUAUACGAAACUAGUCAAGUCUGCAACACAUCCUUUGGUUUUGUUGGGUGACGAGAAUGGCAAUGUUACUGUACUAAAUAGUGAGUCUCUUGAGCAAACGAACCUAAUCAAAAGCAUUCACAAUGGGGACGCCAUAAAUGACAUUUUCCAUUUCGCAAAGAAAUCUGUCUAUAGAUAUAUUUCUCUCGGCCAGACAACUCUUGCUCAUUGGGAUUCUAGAGAAUCAAAUGAGGGUGAUUUUGCAAUUGCCGCCGAUGAUAAGCAAGCAAAACGGAAAGUUAUUUUGAGCGAUGAUCAAGAGGAUGAGAUAUUAUGUGGCACGUUCGUUGAUCCGGAGGACGGCGAAGUUCUGGUCUGUGGCAUGGGCGAAGGCGUUCUCACCGUCUGGAGGCCUAAAAAGAACGGCCUGGCAGACCAGCUGACUCGUAUAAAAGUAAAAAAGAAUGAAAGUAUAGACUGCAUUGUUCCAACAUUAGAGGACGAUGGCUGUGUUUGGUGCGGAUGUUCUGAUGGCAAUAUAUACAAGGUGCAUGUGAACCGUGGUACAAUUAUUGAGGUUAGGAAACACAGUAAGUUGGAUGAGGUUACCUUCCUGGAUCUGGAUUCUGAGUAUAGACUCCUUUCUGGUGGCUUGGAUAAGGCGAAGUUGUGGGAUUCAGAGAAAAGUGAGCAGCUCACUCCGGGAAGUGAUGCCGAUGACCGUGUAUCUAAUUCAUCACCAAGCGCAGGCAAGUCUUCUGAGAGCGAUUCUAACGACUCUGAGAAUGAUGCUACUAGUUCGGGGGGCUCCUCCGAUGAAGAUAGCUCCUCCGAUGAAUCUGAGCAUUCAGACGCAUCGGACGUAGAGGAAGAGUUAGUGGGGCUAACUCGGGAACAGAUCAUUGCCGAACUGGACAAAGAUUUGGUGGAGGAGUCUGAGGAUGUGGAGGAUGUACGCUCGCAACGUAAAAGAAAGCAUGGUGCCGACCUGCCAACCAAUGCGAAUGGCAAGAAGCAGAAGGGUAAGAAUAUCAAGCCUGAGCGCUCCAUGAAGACGCACGGCAUCCGUAGAUUUGAAGGUUUAUAG
Eremothecium gossypii ATCC 10895 is the source of this 1527-nucleotide messenger RNA. RefSeq names its product Jip5p (gene JIP5). Bases 1 to 1527 code for a protein of 508 amino acids. NCBI's taxonomy places the organism in Eukaryota, Fungi, Ascomycota, Saccharomycetes, Saccharomycetales, Saccharomycetaceae. The record is from RefSeq and is marked provisional. Gene Ontology annotation, molecular function: protein binding. The transcript has a single exon. Gene Ontology annotation, cellular component: nucleolus. Gene Ontology annotation, biological process: rRNA processing; positive regulation of transcription by RNA polymerase I.